Molecule: messenger RNA, 1392 nt
Organism: Spirometra erinaceieuropaei
Lineage: Eukaryota; Metazoa; Platyhelminthes; Cestoda; Diphyllobothriidea; Diphyllobothriidae
Source: the annotation of a GenBank genome assembly
AUGGAGACAAUCGAGAGCUCAUCGGUGCUCUUUGGUGCGACUCCUCUACUUGCGCAGGUUUCUAAGGCUGAAUCGGUCCAACGGUUCUCACCAAAUCCGACUUUUGAGUCCUCUGCGGUAUUCUCUGGCAAGCGGCUCAGCACCUCGAGCCCUGACUCAAGCCUGCUGACAUCUGCUUCCAGUCAGAAAAAAGCUCGCCUUGACAAAGACCUAUCUCCGCCUCCUUCUACUCAAAAUUCACCGAACAGGUACUCCGACCUGCCUACAAGUAACACAGCGUGCUCACAGAGUCCCACAUAUGAAGUUACCUAUUCGCCCUCCAGUGUCGCCAGGGGGACAUCGCUAAGUGAUUUUCCAAAAAUGUCAGGACCUCUUCCGUACACGUCCGAUUUCAGUCGAAUAUUAUUCUCGAAUAUUCUCGCUGCUCUCACUUCCGGCGGAAUGUUGGGCACUAGUUCAUUCGCCUUUCCCUCUCUAUCGCAGCCAACUUCCGACUACCAGGUGCCGCCAAUUCCCCCAGACGGGAUGCCUCCGCCAGUAACUAAAAAUGGCUGGAAUUCAGACGUUACCAGUGCUAUCAACAAGUCUGACCGGAGCUCAAAGAAGACAUCACACGCUAUUCGCGACAUUCUUGGAGAUUCUUCCCCUAGGAGCGUUGAGGAGGGGGAAGAUGAUGAACCUGCUGUAAAAGGCAAACGGAGAUACAGGUCCCACUCAUCUCCAUCUACUCAGCCCCCUCUGGAGCACUCAGUGCCGACAAACUAUCCGAAGACGGAAGCUGAUGGUAACGCGGAACCAAAGAGUCAAACAACGACGCCAACACAACAUGAAACAGUCAAAAAGACCGGAUUGCAUUACUCAGAACUUGAACGUAGCCAACUAUUCCGUGGUGUUGCAGCUCCGGCAAAGAAUUUCCUUGAUAUUGAUGCACUUCAGUUCUUCACUUCCUUGCGUCAACAGUGGCAGAGAGAGACAGUUUUAGAGUCGAUGAAAAUGGCCGCCUCUGCUGCCACCACGGUGGAUCUCAAGCAGCCUCCUCUUCUCUGGCCGCCUGCCCUUCCAAUGACGGAUCUGGAAAUGGACACCGUCUUCCAGACAGGGGAACAGACCGGACGGCACAACUAUGUGAAUACUAGUCCCCCUUUAGGAAUGCAGUUCCCUAUAUGCCAAAACGACAUCGAUACAGCCUCCACCAAAACCGCCUUUACGGCAAAAUCCCAUCCGGACACGGGCAGGACUGCAAACCCAUCACCUAUGACAGCAUGCCUUCCGCAGAAGAGCCAUCUUCAUCAGAGCGCCAGUUCCCCAAUUUCAACCUUUCCAAGCCUCUGUGUGAAUUCAGGCUUUUCGUGGAUGAGGCAUACAGGUACGUUUGUGUUUGCCUUAAAUUAA